Messenger RNA from Nicotiana tabacum (common tobacco), 1297 nucleotides. Its product is annotated as cationic peroxidase 1. Gene Ontology annotation, biological process: response to oxidative stress; hydrogen peroxide catabolic process. Gene Ontology annotation, molecular function: peroxidase activity; heme binding. NCBI's taxonomy places the organism in Eukaryota, Viridiplantae, Streptophyta, Magnoliopsida, Solanales, Solanaceae. The record is from RefSeq and is a predicted model, not a curated record.
AUCAAUCUCAUUCUAAAGUCUUGUUUAUACUUCAAUAUUCUUCUUAAGAUGGCCUUUUAUUCGCGAUUUUAUUAUAUUUUCUACUUGUCUCUGUUAAUGUUUUUACUAAUUAGACUCUCUUCGGCACAGUUGUCUUCGGACUACUAUGAGAAAUCUUGUCCAAAAGCUAUUUAUACAAUUAAAGACGCAGUGACAAAUGCUGUGGCGAAAGAGCAUCGCAUGGGGGCCUCUUUGCUCCGUCUUCAUUUCCACGAUUGCUUUGUUAAUGGAUGUGAUGGAUCCGUAUUACUAGAUGAUACUUCAGAUUUCACUGGAGAGAAGACAGCAAAACCAAAUUCAAAUUCACUAAGAGGUUUUGAUUUGAUUGAUACAAUCAAGUCUCAAGUAGAGAAAUUAUGUCCUGGAAUUGUUUCUUGUGCAGAUAUUAUAGCUAUUGCAGCACGAGACUCUGUUGCAAUACUAGGUGGGCCUUCGUGGACUGUCCAAUUAGGUAGAAGAGAUUCUACAACAGCAAGUUUAAGUUCAGCAAAUAGUGAUAUCCCUUCUCCUUUGAUGGAUCUUACUGAUCUUAUUACCAAUUUUGCCAAUAAAGGCUUCACUGCUAAAGAAAUGGUUGCCCUUGCAGGUGCUCACACCAUAGGUCAAGCACAAUGUACAACAUUUAGGGAACGUGUGUACAACGAAACAACCAUCGAUUCAUCGUUGGCUACAUCGUUGAAAUCAAACUGUCCGAGUACAGGUGGAGAUGACAGCCUUUCUGCACUUGAUGCAGCUACCCCUGCAAUAUUUGAUAACCAUUAUUUCAACAACUUAAAGAAAAAUAAAGGGAUUCUUCACUCAGACCAACAACUAUUUAGUGGUGGUUCUACGGAUUCUCAGGUUACUACUUACGGUACUCGUCCUAUAACAUUUGCUGCAGAUUUUGCAAAGGCUAUUGUCAAAAUGGGAAACUUAAGCCCGCUUACUGGAACCAAUGGCCAGAUUCGUACCAAUUGCAGGAAAAUCAACUAAUUAUUUUGCACAAACUUAUGGGUUCGGUAAAACCUAGUAAUUAUAUUAAGUUUUACUUAAUAUGUAUGAAUAAUUUAUCUUGAAUCAUCUCUAUCUUUUAUAGAAUUCAAAAUCCAUAAACUCAAAAUUCUAACUCCGCCUCUUAUUCAGCAUGCACUUAGUUAAAUUGUAGUAGUAGUAGUAAUUAUGCAUGUUCCUAUGAAUGAACUCAAGUUUGUAUAGUGUUUGUAUUUUCUUUUAAGAACAACUGUUUGCGAGAAUAAAUAAUUUACACUUGUGUUGAAAA